AUGGCUUCAUACAUUUAUUUCGCCGAACAAUAUUGUUGGAUUUUUGCUACGAUCAACAAUCAAACAAUUCAAGUCAUGGAACUUAAUAUUUAUGAACUUAUUCAAAAUUUUAUUCGAACCAAAAUUGAUCACUCAACUUUUAAAAUUAAUAACGGCGAUUUGAAAGCUAUAUUUGAACAAGUUAUUGAAAGACUCAAUCAACUCUCAAUAGUGAACAAUGGUGUUAAUGAUAACAUGGAACAAAAUUCGUCCUUGUCAGAAAAUGAUGAAGUGUAUUUAAGAUUCAGGAAAAAAGCAUUUGAAAUGACAAGCAUAGCAAAAUAUCAGUCUCAAAGUUUUAGAAAUGCUUGCUCAAGAGGUGAUUACAGUUUGGCAAAGCAACUUUGUCAAAAAAGUAAAGCAGCAUGGCAAGCUGUUCAUAAACUCCAUGCAGAGGCUGCGAACAACAUCUUCCAAAUAAAAAACAAAAAAAAUGGAAUAAUGAAGAUCGACUUGCAUGGUCUUCACCCUGCUGAAGCAAUCGAAGUAAUGAGAAUACGUCUCAUUUUAAUUGAAACCAACUUAGUAAUAUUGCGUACUUUAUCCUCGGAUUCUAAUAAACAACCAAUUUGGUUGAAAGUUAUUACAGGUAUAGGAAAACAUAGUCAUGGAGUGGCUAAGCUUCCAACGGCUGUGAGGACCUUCCUUACUGAUAAAGGGUAUCAAUUCAAAGAAGACACGCCAGGCGUAAUUAUGGUUCGUCCUAAGUUCCGAACUAAUUCAUAUUAA
This is a messenger RNA of Amaranthus tricolor (Joseph's coat), 768 nucleotides long. Its product is annotated as polyadenylate-binding protein-interacting protein 7-like. The record is from RefSeq and is a predicted model, not a curated record. Lineage: Eukaryota; Viridiplantae; Streptophyta; Magnoliopsida; Caryophyllales; Amaranthaceae. Bases 1 to 768 code for a protein of 255 amino acids. The transcript has 4 exons.